This is a messenger RNA of Arabidopsis arenosa, 1153 nucleotides long. NCBI's taxonomy places the organism in Eukaryota, Viridiplantae, Streptophyta, Magnoliopsida, Brassicales, Brassicaceae. The record is from the annotation of a GenBank genome assembly.
AACACAAACAGAAAGGAAUUAUUACAAGACAAGAGAUAGAAGAGAGACAUGUCGACUUCUUUCACAAUGAUCGGCGGUGAAGGUCGCAACAGUUACCAAGAACAUUCAAAAUACCAGGGAGCCUUGGUUAUAGCUGCAAAGGAAAAGAUCAAUGAAGCCAUUUCCACGAAACUCGAUAUCGACUUUACUUCAAAUCUUGUUAACAUAGCAGAUUUUGGUUGUUCCUCUGGACCAAACACUUUCACAGCGGUACAAACCAUAAUUGAUGCUGUGGAAAACAAGUAUAAGCAAGAAGGUGAUCUGGAAGAGAUCGAGUUCCAAGUUUUCUUCAAUGAUUCUUCCAACAACGAUUUCAACACUCUGUUCAAGACACUUCCUCCGGCUAGAAGAUAUUUCGCAACCGGAGUUCCGGCUUCGUUCUUUGGUCGUGUUCUUCCUAGAAAUAGUCUCCAUGUGGGAGUUUCUUCUUACUCACUCCAUUUCGUAUCCAAGAUUCCCAAAGAAGUCAAAGACCGUGAUUCGCCUGUUUGGAACCAGGACAUACAUUGCUCUGGAUCUUCAAAAGAAGUUACGAAAUUGUUUCUCGAUCAAUACAAGAUCGAUGUGGGGAGUUUCUUGAACGCGAGAGCUCAAGAGCUCGUGUCCGGUGGAUUACUAUUGCUUCUUGGAUCAUGUCGUCCAAAUGGAGUUCAAAUGUUUGAAACAGUUGAAGGAAUGAUGAUUGAUUUCAUUGGAGCUUCUCUUAAUGAAAUUGCUAACCAGGGUCUAAUAGAUCAACAAAAGCUUGACACUUUUAAAUUGCCUAUCUACGCUCCACAAGCGGAUGAAUUGAAGCAAAUCAUCGAGGAUAACGGGUGUUUCACGAUUGAGGUAUUCGAAAAAAUUAGCCACGCGAAGGGGGAGUAUCCGUUAGACCCCGAGUUUUUGACGGUCUCGUUUAAGGUCACGGUUGGAGGAUCUGUAGCUUCACUAUUUGGGCAAGAUGCGAUGGAGAAAACCUAUGAGCUUGUGAAAGAGAAGACGCAAGAAAUGCUUCCUCAAUUAGCCAAAGCCAAACCCGGAAUGCAAUACCUCAUUGUGCUUCGAAGAAACUGAUUUCCAUGGUCACUGGUCAACGUAGAUCUGUGAUUUGAAAUAAAUCUGAGACUUUAAU